AUGAAUGAGAGAUCACAAUCAUUCAAUGGUUCGGAUAAACAUGUUCAAGUUAUCGCUCGACCACGUCCAUUAAGUGAUAAUGAAAAAUCUCAAAAUUUAACGAGCUGUUUAAAUAUAAAUGAAACACGUCGAGAAAUAAUUGUUAAUUGUAAAACAAGUACAACACGUUUUUUUAAUUAUGAUCAUGUCUUUGGUAUUCAAACACGUCAACAAGAUGUCUAUAAGGUUGUUGUUGCACCGAUUGUUGAUGAAGUACUUAAAGGUUAUAGUUCAACUAUUUUUGCUUAUGGUCAAACAGGAUCUGGUAAAACACAUACGAUGUUAGGAAAAUUUCUAAUGGAUAAAACAUCAAAAGAUACUGUUAGUGCUUAUAUGACAAUGCUUGAAUCAGAAGCUGGUAUUAUGCCAAGAGCUAUUCAUCAUAUAUUUCAAGGACUUCAACGUCAAUAUGUUGAUUAUACAGUUAAAAUUACAUAUCUUGAAUUAUAUAAUGAAGAAUUAACUGAUUUAUUAGCUGAUGUAACAAAUGAACAACCUGAAAAGAUUAAAAUUUAUGAAGAUAAAGAUAAAACAAAUACAAUAAUUGGUGCUACUGAAGUAAUAUGUGAAACACCAUUUGAUGCUUUUAAAGUAUUAAUUAAAGGUGCACAACGUCGACAAACAGCAGAAACAUUAAUGAAUGCAUCAUCAAGUCGUUCUCAUUCAAUAUUUACAAUGACUGUUACAAUGAAAGAUGCUCAAGGAGAUAUGAGAUUAGGCAAACUUCAUUUAGUUGAUUUAGCUGGUUCAGAAAACAUAUCUCGUUCAGGUGCAACCGAUAAACGUGCUCGUGAAGCUGGAACAAUCAAUCAAAGUUUAUUAACACUCGGACGUGUUAUAACAGCAUUAAUUUCAAAUGAAAAACAUGUUUGUUACCGGGAUUCAAAAUUAACAAGAAUUCUACAAGAUUCACUAUGUGGGAAAACAAUAACUUCAAUUAUUAUAACACUUUCCCCAGCAAAUGAAACCGAAACUCUAAGUACACUUGAAUAUGGUCAUCGAGCUCGUUCAUUAAAAAUUCGUCCGGAAAUUAAUCAAUUAUCAUCAAAAGAUGUUGCUCGUGAAUAUGUCGAUGAAAUUCGUCGUUUACGUCAAGAACUUGAUGCUAAACGAGAAGUUGAUGGAAUACCUUAUUCACAAUAUUUAGCUUUAAAAAAUCAAAUGACGUUAGUACAAACAUUAUCAGAUAAUAAUCAAGCAAAAUUAAAUAAUAAUGAACAACAGAUUGAACAAUAUCGAACAGAAAUUGAAUCACUUCGUCGACAAUUAGCAACACAACAACAAGAAUUAAGAUUAGAAAUAAAUGAACGAAAAGAAAUGUUAACAUUAAAUCGAUGUCGAUAUGAUGAACUUAUUCAAAUAACUAAUAAAGCUUUAACAUUUCGUGAACAAGUUGUAAAUGCUAUGCAACAACUUUGUUCAACACGUUCAGCUGGUUCAACAUUAAUUGAUCAAUAUAUUAAAGAUUGUCAGUCGAUUGGAGACAAUUUACAAAUAAAUGUUCAACGAAUAAAUGAGGACAUUCGAACGAUACUUUCAACUUGUAGUCAAUCAGUUGGAAAAGUAUUAACAAUAUCAACGAAUAUUGGUCAACAAAUUUAUAUACUUAAUGAAAAAAUUCGAGCUGUAUUAUCGCUAGCUUUUCAAAAUUUUCAUUCAAUAUUUGAAGAAUUAAAUAAUAUUCAUAAUCAUUUUCAAACUGAACUUGAUCGUGAAUUAAGACUAUUAAUUGAUAUGCUAGUUGUAGAAAUAAAAAACGACGUAGAUAAAAAUCAAGAAAAAUUAAUUCAAAUUCAAGAAGACACAUUAAUCAAAAUGAAAACUUGUUUUCAAGAAAUGUUAGCUUCAUGUGAUCUAUCAAAUCAAUCAUUAUGGCUUAAUUUACAUAAGUUUUUAACACAACGUUUCAAUCAAAUGAGUUUAAUGCAAAUAUCCGAAAAAUCAACAAAUGAUGGUAAUGAAUUACUUGAUUUAAACAAUAUCCGAACUGCAUGCCUUAAUGAACAUGAACAACAAGUCUUCAUAACUCAAAAUAAACUUGAAGCAUUGAUUACUCAUCUCAUUGAAUCUUUAACUGAUAUUAACAAUACUUCUAAUCAGAAAAAUACAAAAUUACAAAAUACUACUCUAAUUCAGCACAUUCAUAAUAUAUGUAUUCAACAUGGACAUGAAAUUCGACAAUUAUUAGAAACAAAAUUACAAUGUAUAUUUAGUCAAGUUCGAGAUGAAUAUGAACAACAAUGUGAUCAUUUACUUCGAUCUAUUGAACAUGAUAUUAAUCAAAUGAAUUUAAUAUUACAAGACAUGAAUAAUAAAUUUGAUUCAUCAUCAUUAAUCACAAAUGACUCAAUAUCACUUUUGAUCAAACAGUCACAACGUAUUGAUGUCAUGACAAAAAAUCUUGAGUAUGAUUGGCAAAUGAUUACACAAUCAGUUGAUAAAUUCGAAUGUGAAACAAUUGUACCACCACCGCCUAUAGCAAUACCAAAAACUGAUGCUGCAAUUAAGCUUGAACUUGCUAUUAAAGAACAACAACAACAACAACAACCACGUUUAAUGACAAUUGACAAUAAAGAAAAUAUUACCGAUGGAAAUCUUCUUCCUGCUCCUAUUCCCAUUUCUUCACGAACGGCUACAGUUAAUAUCGUGCCAUGUCGUCUUAAAAAUGAUACUCCAUUCUUUUGA
This is a messenger RNA of Rotaria sordida, 2724 nucleotides long. Lineage: Eukaryota; Metazoa; Rotifera; Eurotatoria; Philodinida; Philodinidae. The record is from the annotation of a GenBank genome assembly.